This is a messenger RNA of Arachis stenosperma, 2078 nucleotides long. RefSeq names its product 2-oxoisovalerate dehydrogenase subunit alpha 1, mitochondrial-like. Gene Ontology annotation, molecular function: oxidoreductase activity, acting on the aldehyde or oxo group of donors, disulfide as acceptor. The transcript has 8 exons. Gene Ontology annotation, biological process: branched-chain amino acid catabolic process. The record is from RefSeq and is a predicted model, not a curated record. Bases 280 to 1722 code for a protein of 480 amino acids. NCBI's taxonomy places the organism in Eukaryota, Viridiplantae, Streptophyta, Magnoliopsida, Fabales, Fabaceae.
GAGGGAUGUAGCUAAGAAUUAAUCCAACGUGUCCCCACGCAGUUGCACAUAGAUAGGCACCAUUCCAAAAGUUUCCCAUGAGCAUAUAGGUUACGGCAAAGCUCCUAGUCUUUACAGACAACUCAUCACUCCCACAAGCUCCGUGUGACAUUGGAAUGCUAAUUCCACCAUCAUCCCUUGUCUUUUUACUCUGAUCAAUCAAUCAAACCUCACCCUUUGUCCUUUUUAGGUGACUUGUGUAUACUCCUCUUUCCCUCUCCGCUUCUGAAUCAUACAGCAAUGGCAUCUUUUUGGUCAUUGAUCAGAAGGUCCGGGACCUUAAUUCAUCACAAAAAAAAAUUGGCCUUUUUAGGAAUAGGAUCAGCACCUACCUUUUCUUCAUCUUCCUCAUCACCAUUUAUGAAAAGGCCAUGUGCAGCAUCAGCGCCUUAUAUCAACAACCAUUUCCGAUUCUUGCAGCGAUUUGAGUCUACAAAAGCUGAGGCGGCACAAUUGGAGUUACAGCACUAUGUCACCGACGACGAUGAUAACAACCAGGUCAUUGAUUUUCCUGGUGGGAAAGUUGCCUUCACUUCGGAGAUGAGAUUCAUUUCCGAGUCUAUUCAGAAAAGGGUGCCUUGCUAUAGAGUUCUUGAUGAUAAUGGGAUGCCCAUGAAAUACAGCAACUAUGUACAGAUCAGCAAAGAAAUGGCUGUGAAGAUGUACUCGGACAUGGUCACUCUUCAAACUAUGGACAGCAUAUUCUACGAAGUGCAGCGUCAAGGAAGAAUUUCCUUCUACCUCACCUCAAUGGGAGAAGAAGCUGUUAACAUUGCAUCUGCAGCUGCACUUUCUUUUGAUGAUGUCAUUCUGCCCCAGUACCGGGAGCCAGGAGUGCUAUUGUGGCGCGGUUUCACACUGCAACAAUUUGUGGACCAGUUGUUUGGAAACACAAGUGAUUUGGGAAAAGGCAGGCAGAUGCCGAUACACUACGGGUCUAACAAGCAUAAUUACUUCACAGUGUCGUCCCCCAUUGCGACACAGCUUCCUCAAGCAGUUGGUGCCGCCUACUCCCUUAAAAUCGAUGGCAAAAGUGCGUGUGCAGUCACUUAUUGUGGCGACGGAGGCACCAGUGAGGGUGAUUUCCAUGCUGGUUUGAACUUUGCUGCAGUAAUGGAUGCCCCAGUUAUUUUUAUCUGCCGUAACAAUGGAUGGGCCAUCAGUACACCAGUAGAAGAACAAUUUCGAAGUGAUGGAGUAGUAGUGAAAGGACAGGCUUAUGGAAUCUGGAGCAUCAGAGUAGAUGGAAAUGAUGCUCUUGCUGUUUAUAGCGCAGUUCAUACUGCUCGUGAAAUUGCGAUCAAAGAAAAAAGACCAGUUCUAAUCGAGGCUCUCACUUAUAGAGUAGGACACCACUCUACAUCAGAUGAUUCAACCAAGUACCGGCCAAUUGAUGAGAUUGAAUAUUGGAAGAUGGAAAGAAAUCCUGUGAAUAGAUUCAAAAGAUGGGUUGAAAGGAAUGGUUGGUGGAGUGAUCACAAUGAAUCGGAGCUUAGAAGCAGCGUGAGGAAGCAGUUGAUGCAAGCUAUCCAGGUGGCAGAGAAAGCACAAAAACCUCCGCUCAGCGACCUAUUCAACGACGUCUAUGACCGACUACCAUCGAACCUUGAGGAGCAAGAGAGAUUACUUAGAGAAAUUGUCAAGAAGCAUCCAGAGGACUACCCUUCUGAUGUUCCUUUGUAGUUUCAAAUAAGGAUUUGUACAAAGUUCGACCUCCAACCCCAAAAGAGUUAAAAAAAUUUAGGGGUCCUGGAGGUUUCUCUUGGUUUUAUUAUUAUGUAUUGAUUUCAAACAGAAAUCUAACCAGAAAGCAGAGUGAAGAAUAAACCCUUUAUUGAGUGUAAAAUAAAAUUGCAAUUAUCAUAGAUAGGCUCUUACAUGCAUUGCUAUGAAAGCCACAAAGAAGGGGGGGAACUUUUAAAGUUUGUAACUCUUACAUGCAUCACUCUUAUUCUUAAGAGCGUUUGUAUUGGAGUAUAUUUUCGUAUAGGGAGUGUUAUAUGAAUAACUCCUUUAGUAAAAAAUAAGAGAAUAUUAGA